UGUGCUUUCGAGUUCGUUCACAUGGUAGUCACGUCCGCCGCUGGGAGCGACGCCGGGGCUUCAUAGAGUGAUGUGCGAACAGACGUCAAAACGGCCCUUAUGAAUAUUGAUGCGGAGGCUAGGCUGCUUUCGUAAAGGAGCAGAAGGAAGCAAGAUGGCUGCCCUUUAGGAUUGGAUAGACGGGAGAUCAGAUUGCUUUGGCUGGAUUCUACGAGGCUGAGGGACUUGCUGGAAAGAGAUACAGUAAGAGGGCAACCUUGUGGAUGGCCUCAGAGUAAGCCAGAUGGAACAGGACAGAACCAACCAUGUUGAAGGCAGUAGUUUGAGCCCAUUUCUAAAGCCACAUCCUUCUCAUGUGUGCCAGGCAGAGCCUUUGUCAGUGAAGCUACAGAAUGGAAACCCAACAGCAGAGAAGGCCCACCACUUUGAACUAAAUGGCAACCACACGUGGCUGCAUUUCAAGGCCAACAAUGGAAUGAAGCAUGCUGCAAGAGGAAACUCAAACAACCGGAUAAGCCCUGAUCUUCUGCAGGGAAAGCGAGAUUGUAACAGAUAUAUGCAAAAUGGUGGGAUAAAGCGCACUUUUAGUGAGCCUUCUCUGUAUGGGCUUCACCAGAACAAGAAACUUAGGCAGGACGAAGAAGCAAAGGGAGGGAAAGAAACCCCAUCAGAUGCCUGCAAUCAACCAAGUGUUUCAAGUUCAGACAGCAGCAAGAACUUUAUGGGAUUUAAUGUGGGACAGAAUGCAGCUUCAGUUCAUAUUCAGUCCUCACGAUACAAUGGUGGUGCUUCAGAAUCACCUCAUGCUCCCCAAAUACCGCAUGAAGAGGAGUGUGAAAACAUUAGUUGCCACAACCGGGACAUUGUCUUGCUAUGUAAAAACAAGGCAGUGCCCAUUCCUAAUGGUGCUAUAGUUUCUGCAUCUUCUAUGAGAAACAUGCAUGGUGAACUCUUGGAGAAAACACUGUCUCAGUAUAAUCCAGAUCAUGUUUCCAUUGCAAUGCAGAAAACCACAUCUCUUUCAAAUGCCAUAAACCCUCUGGCUACUAAUGAGUUGGCUUGUGGUGCACCACAUUCAUCCCAUACCUCAGGGCAGAUCAGCUCCUCACAAACCUCAAACUCUGAGCUGCCUCAGGUGCUACGUUCUGUGGCUACUAAGGUCCACAGGGCAGAAAACUCCAAUAAACCAUCCUUGUUGCCCAUAUGCUACACUUUCCAGAACCCAGAACUAGAGUUAGAUCAGCAAAAGUCUGAAAAUAUUCACCAGUCACCUGCACAGGACGCAGAUAUUCUGGGAAACAAAGGGCAGGUUCCUAAUCAAGAUUUCUUACUAUCCAGUCAAGAAUUUUCACUAAAUGCCAGCAAUACUCUAAAAGCUCAGAACAAAAGCUUAGAGAGAUUGUCAGAGCCAGCAGAAGAAAAUGGUGCUUUGUUUCAACAAGUUUCUGUGUUCAAGAAUGAGCCUUUCAGUCCAUCUCCUGUUGCAGCUUCUCCAGCCCCAGAAAUAAGCCCUAUUAUAUCCACUGGGGUGUCAGAAGGGCACAGUAACCUUUCCAAGACCCCAGGUCAAGAAACUCAUCUGAAGGAAGAGAAGAAUGGAGAGCAGCAACGACACCAGGGACAACUUGCAACACAAAUAUCUGAGUUUUGUCAGCAGGAACUUCAACAGGGUCUUCAACAAGACAUUCAGGUUUCGCAGCAGCCUACCAGUAAAACAGAUCUGGUACUCAAUGUGAUGGCACCAGGGAUCAGGCAACAGUAUCCCGAGGAAAUGCCAGCAAAACUGGACCCUCAAGUUCAAGGCCCACAAAUGUUGGGAAGUAGUAAAGAUUUACAACACUUUCAGCAUAUCUUGGGCCAAAUUAAUGAGGAGGGUCUUGCUGACAGUGAAAAAGACCUAGCAAAAAAACAGUCACAGCAGUCUCAACCUCAUCCACAACCUCCUUGGACUGGAAUGUCUUCCUCUCACUUUCGCCCCAGUGAGUCUCCCCAAAAGUCAAACGAGGUGCUCUUGAGAACAAUGCUCCAGCUGCAAUCCAAUUCAGCUGAGCAGACACAUCCAAAACAAUAUUCUGUGAGUCCAGAUACAUCCAAGGGUGCUACAAGUCAGAUUUGCUAUCAGAACAACAUGAGGGGUGAGCAAAUACCAGCACUAUACAAGGGCGAGGCCAUGCAGUUGCCUCCACAUCCUUCACCUGACCAGCAAAUGCAAUUCCAGAAGCACUCUCCCCAGCCUACAAAGAUGGAAACUUUGCUGAAAUCCCAUGCACAGCCACAAAAUGCAAAGCACUUUCACUUUCAGUCACAUGCUGAGCACCACACCGAACAGCCUUUGGAGGCACAGUUAAAGACGCAGCACUUAAACCCUCCGCCACUGGAGACUGAGCCGCUCCUGAGUUCACAUAUUUUGCAGCAGAUGCUCCAGGCCCAGCCGGCACAACUGCCGCAGAGUCCACAGCUUCCCUUGAGCUCCCAGCAGCCAGUGUUGCCCACCAAGAACAGAGAACUUCUGCAGACCUUUGCCCAUUCCCAGAGCAAUCAGGAGCAGCAACUGCAGGGAGCAUCUUUUAGCCAGCUUAAAAUAGAGGAGUGCUUUGAGACAGCAAACAGUUACUUCAAAUCCACUGAGUUUCCAGUACAAAAUCUCCAGACCAGACCCAGCCAGGUGUCAGAUAUGAACAAUAAAGAUACCCUUUACAAUCAGGCUUUUAAAGCAAAUACAGUCAUGAAGCAUUCCUACCCAAAUAAUAUGCACUUAGUCUCGGAGAAAAAGGAAGAUUCUAUAAACACAGAGCUCUUUGCAGAAAACAUAACUCAAGACUUGCAGCAUAUGCAAUAUUAUCCCAACAGUAUGACUCCAAAACAAGACUUACCCCAGUGUUUUCAGGAACAAAAACCCCAGUCCUCACCAACUUCAGCUGUACCGCUCCCCUUCCAGCCAACACAGAGCUAUCCCAAUUUUACCACUAAUAUGUGCAGCCAGCAAACUCCCCAGGUUCAGUCAAGGUACCUGCCAUAUAGUAAUCAAGCAACAUCCCAUGCGGUAGAGCAGAGAGGGUGCCAUCCUCCAUCUCAGCCCCACAGGGACUUUCAAAAGCAUGCUGCUCUCAGGUGGCACAUCUUAAACAAGCAAGAGCAACAAAUUAACCAGAACAAAUCUGACACAUGCCACAGCAUGGGUCACAAGCCAAUCAAAGCAGAAGCUGGCCCCAAGAUUAAUGUCUGCCUCCCUUCGAUGGCUGGGCAGAUGGAAAACAAAGCAUGGAAGAAGCCAAUUAAGCAAGAGGUUCAGCAUUUUGGUUGUGAGAACAUGCAACAAAAGAGCAUCAUCGAAACCAUGGAACAGCAGCUGAAGCAGAUUCAGGUCAAGACACCCUUUGAUCACAAAUCACUUACUAUCAAAUCACCAAAACAUGUGAAGGUUGAAACCACAGGGCCCAUCACUGUUCUGUCAAGAAAUUCCAGUGCUGCGGAUUUCAACAGCCACGCCACCCCUCUAGAUCAACAGGUCAUUCAUUCUAAUGAAAAAACUCCCACCAAAAGAACUGGGGGAACAGCUCUCAAUCAUUUUUUGGAGUCGCCUUCCAAGUUAUUAGAUACUCCUGUGAAAAACCUACUGGAUACACCUGUCAAGACGCAAUAUGAUUUCCCCUCAUGCAGCUGUGUUGAACAGAUUAUUGAAAAAGAUGAAGGCCCUUUCUAUACCCAUCUAGGAGCUGGUCCUAAUGUGGCUGCUAUUAGAGAAAUCAUGGAAGAAAGGUAUGGACAGAAAGGCAAAGCCAUAAGGAUAGAGAAGAUUGUCUACACAGGGAAAGAAGGCAAGAGUGCUCAAGGAUGUCCUAUUGCUAAAUGGGUGAUUCGUAGAAGUAGCACAGAAGAGAAACUCCUUUGCCUGGUGAGAGAGCGUGCCGGCCACAGCUGUGAAACAGCAGUGAUUGUUGUACUCAUCCUGGUGUGGGAAGGCAUUCCUCAGAGCCUAGCGGACAAGCUGUACUCCGAACUCUCUGAAACUUUAAGGAAGUAUGGCACACUCACAAACCGUCGGUGUGCUCUAAACGAAGAACGAACGUGUGCAUGCCAGGGCCUGGACCCGGAAAGCUGUGGUGCCUCUUUUUCCUUUGGCUGCUCAUGGAGUAUGUACUACAAUGGAUGCAAAUUUGCCAGAAGCAAGAUCCCAAGGAAAUUCAAACUAUUAGGAGAUGAUCCAAAAGAGGAAGAAAAGCUAGAAGCCAAUCUGCAAACUCUAUCAACUCUGAUGGCCCCCACUUACAAGAAGCUGGCUCCUGAUGCCUAUAACAACCAGAUUGAAUAUGAACACAGAGCACCAGAGUGUCGAUUGGGUUUGAAGGAAGGUCGCCCUUUCUCAGGGGUCACUGCCUGUCUGGAUUUCUGUGCUCACGCUCACAGGGACUUGCAUAAUAUGCAGAAUGGUAGUACACUGGUGUGCACACUAACCAGAGAAGACAAUCGUGAAAUUGGCCAGACCCCAGAAGAUGAACAACUGCACGUACUCCCUUUGUACAAAAUUUCCAAUGUAGAUGAGUUUGGUAGCACAGAAGGGCAGGAGGAGAAAAAACGGAAUGGCAGCAUCCAAGUCCUUAGUUGUUUUCGACGAAAAGUAAGGAUGUUGGCUGAACCUGUAAAGACCUGCCGGCAAAAAAAGAUGGAAGCCAAGAAAGCAGCAACAGAGAAACUGGCAUCCAUGGAGAAUGGGUCUACCAAACAUGACAGAGAAAAAUCAACCACAACACGUCAAAAACAGACCAGCUCGGAGGCAUCAGGCCAUGCAAAACAGCUAGCAGAUCUGUUACGUCUUUCAGGAACAGCCGUGCCACAGCAACCGCAGCUCUAUCAGCAUCCACACCAUGGCCUCCCUACGAAGCCUCAGUCAAAUCACAUCAACUCAUACUCUUCUUCAGGUCACACCAACCUUUACAUGGGCCUACCUAAUCCAGCUAACCCUUAUCCAAACACUUCACAUCCUUCAGGUCCUUAUGGGGGAUCUAGUUCUGUGAAUAGCUACGCAACGUCUUCUCAACCUACAGGAGCUUAUCUGAAUUCUUCCAGUCUCAUGAAUCCUUAUUCUGUACACUUGGGUCAAAAUAAUCAGUAUCCCUAUUAUCAAUGCAAUGGAAAUUUGCCUAUGGACAACUGUUCUUACUAUAGUUCCUAUUCCUCUCAGUCUCAACAUAUGGACUUGUUUAGGUAUCAGAGUCAAGAUACUCUGUCUAAACUAAGUCUACCUCCAAUUCAUACAUUAUAUCAACAUAGGUUUGGAAGCCACCAGAACUUUGGGCCCAGGAACUUGAAUUAUGGAAACCAAAACAUCCAGGUAGAUGCUUUCAACAGCUGCACCAUUAAACCAAAUGUUCAGCAUGCAGGUUCUUUUCCUGCUUACUCCACGCAUGAGGCCGAUGACUCCUUUAUGGACAUUGCCUCUCGACUGAAAUCUAAUUUAAAUAAUCCAGGCGUGGACUACAUGAGUAAAAAUGGAGAUCAUCUCUAUCCCCCUCCACACCUAACUCAUGACUACCACUCCGCUGCAAGUAUGUUCAAUGGUCCUGCUCAUUCACUCCACCUUCAGAACAAGGAUACUCAAGUCGCUAAUGAGUUGUCCAGUGUGCUUCCAGCUCUUAACCACAAUAGGACUGCUUCCCAAGAAGGCAUAAAUAAAACUGAGGUACACAAUGCAGAGGAUCCUGAUGAGGUCUGGUCAGACAAUGAGCAGAGCUUUCUGGAUCCAGAUAUCGGAGGUGUGGCAGUGGCCCCAUCACAUGGGUCAAUUCUCAUAGAGUGUGCGAAACGUGAGCUCCAUGCAACAACCCCACUGAAAAACCCUAACCGGAACCACCCCACAAGAAUAUCACUUGUCUUUUACCAGCACAAAAGUAUGAAUGAGCCAAAGCACGGCCUAGCUUUGUGGGAGGCAAAGAUGGCUGAGAAGGCAAGAGAAAAGGAGGAGGAAUGUGAGCGCUAUGGUCCAGAUUAUGUGCCUCAGAAAGUGCAUGGGAAGAAAGUGAAACGGGAGCCUGUCGAAAUGAAUGAAAACUUGGAACCAACCUACGUGCGCUUCAUCAGGUCACUUGCACAAAGGACAGUGUCACCCACCACAAACUCCACAGUCACCACAUCUCCAUAUGCCUUUACACGGGUUACAGGGCCUUACAACAGAUAUAUAUAGAAGUCAAAUCUAUGUUCAUUACCUCAUCUGUUUCUUUUGUUGUGUUUUUCUUUUUGGAAAAAAUGUCAGCAAGGUAAUAAUUCUCUUUAGGUUGUAAACAGGGAAUGGUCAAGAGACAGUAUAUUUUUUUUAAUUUGUCCAUGGGAAGUCCUCCUCAUACCACCACAUUUAUUUGGCAAGUGGUCACAGGCCAUGUGUUAAGAAUGAAAACCAAAGCACCCUAUGCAAAAUUAAAUUUGUGACAGUCGCCAGUUAACCGUGAAGUACUGAUUUGACCAUUGGAAGACAGAAUCCAUAUUCAUACUUUUUAAAUUUUUCCAUCUGUGACCAUUUUAAUGAAAAACAAAUUGAGAAAGGUUUUUGUUCGUUUGUUUUAAAGUAAAAAUACUGUAAUAUUUCAGUAGCUGAAAUUUUAAAAAACCAGCAGGUGCUGAAUCUAUGAUGUACUGAACUAUUGGAACUACAGCUUGCUAAUAUGCAGGGGUUAGUUUAGGGUGUUGUUGUUGUUGUUGUUGUUGUUUUUUUGCUAUAAUCUUAAUAUUGACUUGAUUUUUAUUAAUCAGGAUAGCUAUAUAUAUAACAAAGAAUACAAAGCAAAACACUGAAUUUGUUUGGAUAGUCUAAAACAUGGUGCUAUAUACAAGAAUGGUGUCUAAUGCAACAUUUGAACAGUUUUAUGACUUUUAUUGAACCAUGAAUAUGUUAACAGUAUACUCUGUUCUCCUUGAACUGUAAAAGGGCCUUUUAAUUUUGUAUUUGUAUCCAGUUAGCCUGAUCCUAUUUAAAAGUCCUAUUUUUAAAAUAUGGGAGGAGCAAGGACCAAGAUCCAACAAAGCUUUAUGGACGCAAUAGGAAGGUUGCAUGUGAAGAUGGAGCUCUCUGAAAAGCUUCCAAUUACAGCCAGUUUACCUUUCCAGCAAUGGAAAUCUCAUCUAGAGAAUAGCCUGUUUCAGAUGCAAUAGCAAGCCCUAGGUGAGCGUUACAUUAAUGAACUGUGAGCCUCACUUUCUCUUUCCUUCUCUACCAUGAGGAAGAAGUUGAAAAAAAAAGCUUCCUGUUUUAAGCUAACUUGACUUUAUCAUUACAUUGAAACUGAAAAACUCUGUAUAGCUUAAACAAUGGUUUGCAAACAAAUGCUGUUCAAACCAAGGUUUAUUAACCUGGCCUGUUAACAAACUACAGUUUAAGCUAACUAGACUUUCUCGAGUUUGAUUGUAAUGUUUAGUGACUAUAAUGACAAACUGAUUCAUCUGAAAGUGUAUGUGGAUGCUUCCUUCCUGUGACCACAGUGGAGGAAAAGUGGGAAGCAUGUGAGUUGCAGGUUGGUUUCUGGAAAGUCAUGCAGUGCGAAACUAUUGCAAACUGCUCUUUCUGCUCUAUAUAUCAGUUUAUAGCAAGAUAAAUGCACAGCAGUACAUUUCUUUUAUUUGAUCCAGGUAGCUUCUCUGAUGGCAGCUUUAGCUUUUAUACGAACAUAGCGUUUUCUCAGCAUUUGAAUCACACUGGUCACCAUCAUGGGGUGCCAUAGUGGAACUUUUUUUUUUUUUACACCCAGUUCCCUUGGCUGGACAGGCAAACCAGUUUAGAAAGUAAAUGUGCUCUCCUUCUUUCACCAGCUGAUCCACUGCUGUAAAAAAAUCAAGAACUGUUCUACAGCAGUUUUGUACUGCAGCUCAUAGUGUUACCGGUAAGCAGUCAUAAUCUCCUCCAUGACUUGUUCUGGUGAUGUGCAGGUUGUUCCCCCCUGCAAACAGAAGGUCGGUUAGUUCAGCUGCUUAAGAGUGUCGUGCUGAUACCAUCAAGUUUGUGGAUUCAUUCCCCAUAUGGGCCACAACUGAGUAUUUUUCUUUUUAAGAGUUCAUUUGUUAAUCUGUUGUCCAAACAUUUCAUGUAAUCUACAUUUGAGAGCCAGUGUGAUAAUAGUGGUUAAGAGCAUUGGACUGGGACUCAGGAGAUCUAGUCCCUACUCAAUUCUUCAAAAUGAAACAAGGCAGGAUAUAAAUAAAACUAAUUAAUUAAUUAAAAGUAGUGAGGCAAGGCUCAACAGCUGGCUUAAUUCAGGUCAGGUUUUUCCAUUCAUGCAGGACUCUCAAGUCCCAAUCCAAUGCGCUAACCACAGAAACACACGUAACCUAUUUAUCAUCGCUGUCCUAUACCAUGGCCCAACUAGUGCCGUGUUAUGUGGGCGAAAGAACCCCAGGGGAACCAAAGGCUCAUCGAGCUUACAGGCCAAAAAUGUCUGUUUGACCAUGAGGGAGCUUGGCUACUAAUGAGAAGGGAUGCUGAGUGAAAGGGUCGUUGGCCAUGCUGGCUUGGAAUUGUUCAACCCCCCUGCGGGGCACCAGUCUGGGGAAGGCUGGCUGAUGCAAAAAAUACUGGCAAAGCCCACAUGCAAGGCUUGGGUCGAUUGGCAAGUCCAAACGUUUGCUCAGCGCAUGGUGCUCAUUCUCCCCACCACCACCCCAGCUCCUAUAUGUUCAUAUAAGCUUUGUUGGAUCUCACUGAAGUUUACCCACCCAUUCAAGAUGUGAUUCAGAACAAUAAACAAUAGAAAUAUAUUUUUCAAAUGGUGCUUGAAAAGCACUUUAUUUAAGUGUUGGCAGCUCAACAAGUGCUAGGGCACUAAAACAUUGUAAAGUUUAUUUUGAUCUUACUGUUCAAAGAGAUCUUUUCUAAAAAGGCAAAGCUUUUGUUCUUAGGAGCAAGACAUAAUCCUCAAAUGACACAAUAUGGUAAUUGUGUGGCUUGGAGUUAACCCUUUCCUUUCUUGUUCUUAAGCAUAAAGGGCCCUCCUCGUAUUAGGACCACUAUACAUGGGCAUGGGAGCUUGACUGCCCGCCCCCCUUCAAUUUGUUCUCAAAGUCUCUCCUUCCCUCUUUGUGCCAAUGGAGAUUUCUUUCUGUUUCUUUUAGAUUGGGGGGCGGGGGGGACAAAUUUCAAGAAACAGGUGGGGAAAAGGUUGAAACCUCUCCUGUCUAUGGUGCUGACCCAGGCUGGGCUUCCACGUGCUUUCCUUGCAAAAAGAGGAUAGGAAGCUUCUCGCUACUUAUUUAGCUUAUCCAGGCAGUUUUAUUCCAAGUAUGGUGGGGGAGUCAGUGCAGAGGAGCACUAAGUCUGGGUGCUCAUCCCUGCCCCUGCCUGCAUUUUCCUUCUCUCUUGCUGUCAGCCUCUUGCCCAUACAUCUACCAGCAGAAGAGAAAAACACCCCGUCAGAUUUCUGCUCUAAUUCAGACAUGGGCUCACUGGAUACAAGGAAUAUCCUUAGUAUACAAACCCCAUUCUCUGGUGCUCAUCUCACACGACUGUAUUAUGAACCUUUUUUAAAUAAUUAUAACGGUAAGCAUAUUCCUCAAAUUGUGUAAUUUUAAUAUAUCUAUUAGCCACAGGUAAUAACAGCAUGGAUUAGACUUGACAAUUGGAUAGUUUUAGUCUUCUGCUACCUUUUGAAGGUUGGAAAAGUUCUCCAAAUAACCAGGUGAACUGCUUUGAUGUUUGAUGGAUUAUUUAUGUUACAGAAUAUGUCACUGCUCGGAGUAGGUUGCCCCUCUUUGCUGUGGUUUGAAUGGAAUCCAGGCAAGAGGUACAGGGUUAAUCUGUAGGAUUUUAUUGGUGAAAAAAUUCAGAACAGGGCAGCUGGCUUGCUGUGGUGGGUUUUAAAUUGGUAAUUUGUAUAAAAACAUAAGCAAAAAGAUGUAUAGUAACUUAACUUGUAAACAAAUUUUUAAUGCAGUGCUUUAGUAUUUUAAUACUGUACAAAUAUAUAAAUAUAUAUAUUAUAUCUAUAUAUCUAUAUCUAUAUGGGUUUGGAGCUGAAUUCACAUCAUGGUGCUACUCAGCCUGCUAUAAAAAUAUAAUGUGAGUUAAAAUACAUUAAAAUGUUUAAUGAUGAUCCUGUUGCCAUAUACCUCAACACUAGUUGGCAAUAGGUUGUUAAACUGAGAGUGGAAGUUUAUAAUGUUCUUAUACCAUCUUCCCUUAACUCUCUACCCCCUAGUCUUUGGAAAAAAUAUAUAAUUUUUCUCACUACUUGAUAUUAUAGCAAGUAUAACUUGAACUUUGACCUUAAUUUUUUUUGUUCUAAAACUUCAGGGAUAUAUCAGCUCAUGAUCUCCUUAGCAAGCCAACAUAUCAUCCCAAGUGUAUGAGAGAGAGAGAAAGAGAGUGAGUGAGCGAGCGAGCGAGCAAAUGAAUGUGUGCGUAAAGCUAUGUUGUGUGCUGUUAAAUAUAUUAUCUUUUUUUGGGGGGGUGUUAAAUUCUAUUUUAUUGUUUUCAAGGAUUUAAUCUGUGUGUUUUUUAAUCCCUCUUCUAAUUUUACUUGUAAUUGUACCGAUGGUAACUAAAAUGCUCUUUUUUUGUAAAUUCAUUUGCUACUUUUUAUGUUAAUGAAAGUGUGUUAACAUUUUAAACUCUUGGGGAUUUUUUUUUAAUGUUUCACAUAAAAUGGAAAGUAGAAUGCACUGAGCUGGCAAAAGGGAAAAAGUAAAGGUAAGGAUUUGGCAACUGACUUGUUGAGUAGAGGACUGUGUUUGGUGUUCCUCUUCAAGUUCUCUUAGAACAUGCCUUAUGAUGAGACUGAAAGUAAAUGAAACCAGUGGGCAGCAGAGUUAGGUAAUCAGGCAAAACAGAGUGCGGUCCUAGGCUUGCUUGGACAGAAAAAUGCCCUGUAGCUACCAGCAUACAGUCUUGAUGCAGUAUAAAGUUAUAAAUGGCCACUAAUUAUGAUGACUGUAUCCCACGUCCAGGUGAGAGGUGCCACAUCUUUCAAUGCAGCUGGGAGACAGGACUAUAUCAUUCUCACCUCUUGCUUUAGGGCUUCCUGGAAGUGUCUGUUUGGCCACCAUGGGAAUCAGGUGCUGGACAAGGCAGGCCUUGGCCUGAACCAUUAGAGCUCAUAGAAGGAUUUCCUUUUAAUAAAUGCAAUCCCAAUGCUCAGAUGUGUCAAGCUGUGUAAGGCAAAGGCCUGCCUGACCAUGGAAUGCUGAUCUGUGUCAUAUUGAUUGCCCCUCUAACAUUAACAAGAUUCAUCCAGUUUCAUAAGACUAACCUUUGCAGGACUAAUGCCACAAUUUGGACUUUUUAUCAGCUAUGUUUCAGUCCAAUAACUCAUUUCAGUCAAAGGAGGCCUUCUGAUUUUCUGUGACCACCUUAUUCUGUAGAAGAGGCUAAGAUCAAAUAUAUGCAAAACAGCAGUUCAAUAUAGAUGCCAUGAAUUCAGAUGCAUUGAGGCUUACAGUGCGCCAUCAUUAGCAGGCUGUUAUGACAUCCAGACAAUGACGUCUUCCACUCGUAACUGUCCGACAUUUUCCCACCAGUUCUUCCACGUUUUCCUUACUGCAGAAAACCCAUUAAGGGAAGAAGAUGAAGUGGCUACAUUGUGCUUUCUUCAUUGCUCUGCGAGUCCUGCAUAUGGAAGCACCUAAAGUUUUGUCUUUAAAAUGUAAUAGUAAAAUUAGCUGGGCAGUCACCCAAAGCUGGGGGUUGGCAAGGGGAAUCUCUGGUGUGAACUCAGACCAGCACAAAUGGUGGCUGCUCUGUUAUUUCAUCAAUACUGUAGAAAGUUCCACAAGGGCUCCCUGACAUUCCCUGAUCUUGCAUAGAUUCCAACUUCUUCUCCAUGCAUGGAGCUCCACAUGAACAUUAGAGUUGCUGGAUCAGGGAACUUGGGGAACUUUUCUCAAAAUGUUGAUUAAAGUACAUACUAGGCUGGAUUGCCAAAGAACCAUGAGCAGCAGCCAAAGAGCUGCUCUUGUCCUUUUGCACACAUUAGUUUAAGGGAAUUCACACACAGAGCUAUAAUAUGUAGAACAGUUCUAAUGCUUCUGCUUGUGCAUGAGCCUACAUGAGUGGAAGGACGAUUCUGGGUUAGGUAUCAUUUUUCCUGCAUAAUGCUCCAGCUUCAAUUAGAAAAAUAGCACUCACCAAGUGGAACCGGAUCCAAAAUGGAACUAGGUGUCUUUGUUUGGCUCCCCUUGUCAUUUGCCAAAUUGCUUGCAAACAGAGGAAAGCUCAGUUGGGGAGGUGGGGGAGAGAAAUAUAUUUUGUAAAUAAAAGUUGUGAUUUUGAUGUACAGAACCCUGCCUCAGAAUGAAUAGGUGCAGGGAGCAGACAUUAAAUUGCUUGUAUAGGAUUAUCAGGUUGACUGUAGCCAUACUUGAAGAUGCUUCUGAGUGGUGUCAACUUUACUUGAAUGAUUUUUCCCUUCUUCAUCUUGAUUGACGCACAGUAGCGUACACUUUUAAAGCUAGUGGUUAACUUUUGUGUAGGAAACUUUAACAAUUUGACACUAAGAUUAUGAACAUUUUAAAAAAUGUGCAUUUUCUAAGCUUAUGUUCUAUUGUUUCAGUUUUUUAAAUUUUUACUUUCCCUCAUUCUUCAAAUGUUCUUUUUUGUUUUUGUCCAUUAAAAAAAAUCUGAGAAUGGUUAUAAAUACUGUAAGUAUUGUAAUGUAAUGUAUGCAGGUUAUUUGAAAAUCUGUUUUAUUAUAUCAUUCCUGAUAACGCUGAAAUGUGGGUGUUUUUAAUAAAAUUUAUAUUUAUUUAAUGCA
This is a messenger RNA of Varanus komodoensis (Komodo dragon), 12725 nucleotides long. It is a transcript of the gene TET2, whose product is annotated as tet methylcytosine dioxygenase 2. The record is from RefSeq and is a predicted model, not a curated record. Gene Ontology annotation, molecular function: DNA 5-methylcytosine dioxygenase activity. Gene Ontology annotation, biological process: oxidative demethylation; myeloid cell differentiation; positive regulation of transcription by RNA polymerase II. NCBI's taxonomy places the organism in Eukaryota, Metazoa, Chordata, Lepidosauria, Squamata, Varanidae. Gene Ontology annotation, cellular component: nucleus. The transcript is spliced from 10 exons. The coding region runs from base 284 to 6181 and encodes 1965 amino acids.